Messenger RNA from Selaginella moellendorffii, 2491 nucleotides. Its product is annotated as probable beta-D-xylosidase 2. The transcript is spliced from 8 exons. Gene Ontology annotation, molecular function: xylan 1,4-beta-xylosidase activity; alpha-L-arabinofuranosidase activity. Gene Ontology annotation, biological process: xylan catabolic process; arabinan catabolic process. Gene Ontology annotation, cellular component: plant-type cell wall. NCBI's taxonomy places the organism in Eukaryota, Viridiplantae, Streptophyta, Lycopodiopsida, Selaginellales, Selaginellaceae. The coding region runs from base 47 to 2365 and encodes 772 amino acids. The record is from RefSeq and is a predicted model, not a curated record.
UUUUCACUCCACAAUGUAGGGUUCUUAUCUUUUAUUUGCAUUUGCGAUGCUUGCGCUCCUCUUCUUCUUCUCGAUCGCGUGGGCGCCAGCCGAAUCCAGGGGUGGAGCUGGAGCGGCUUGCACAGACUCCAGGUCCUCUUCGUUUCCCUUCUGUGAUGUAUCGCUUCCCGUGCCGGAUCGAGUGGCGGAUCUGGUCGGGCGCAUGAAUCUCUCCGAGAAGAUUGCGCAAAUUGUGAGCAAUGCGUCGGGGAUUCCUCGGCUGGGAAUUCCAGGCUACCAGUGGUGGGAAGAAGCUCUCCAUGGCGUUGCGGAGAGCCCAGGAGUCAAAUUCGCCGCCCCUGUUCCUUCGGCGACGAGCUUCCCUCAGGUUAUUCUCACUGUGGCCUCGUUUAAUUCCUCGUUAUGGAACAAAAUCGCCCAGGCUAUAUCGAUCGAGGCCAUCGCAAUGUACAAUGCCGGAAGGUCAGGUCUCACGUUUUGGAGUCCAAAUAUAAACAUCUUCCGGGAUCCAAGAUGGGGAAGAGGCCAGGAGACCCCUGGAGAAGAUCCGUUACUCUCGAGCAAGUACGCUGCUUACUUUGUGCGGGGCUUGCAAGAGGGUGACUACGAUGAAGGCACAGCGAUAAGUACCAUGCAAAGAAGGCCUACGAGGCUGAAGGUUUCAUCAUGCUGCAAGCAUUUCACGGCAUACGACAUGGAAAAAUCUGAAGGUACAGAUUGUUUUCACUUUAAUGCACAGGUAACUGUUCAGGAUUUGCAAGAUACGUUUGAUCCACCUUUCAGAAGCUGCAUCGUUGAUGGCCAAGCUAGCGGACUCAUGUGCUCUUACAACAGAGUGAACGGAGUUCCAAGCUGUGCGGACUAUACAUUUCUUACAGAAACAGUCAGGAAUUCCUGGGGAUUUGAAGGAUACAUUGUUUCAGACUGUGAUGCAGUUGCACUUCUUUAUGAAUAUAUAAACUACACAACCACAGCAGAAGAUGCUGUCGCCGAUGUGCUAUCAGCGGGAAUGGAUUUGAAUUGCGGAACGUUUCUUCUCAGACACACUGCUGCUGCCAUUGAACAAGGAAAGGUGACAGAAGCGGCAGUAGAUCGAGCUCUGUCGAAUGUUAUGACAGUGCGCAUGAGGCUUGGUCUCUUUGACGGAAAUAGUGGUGAAACGUAUAACUCGAUUGGACCUGACGCUGUUUGCACCCGAGAACAUCGGCAGUUAUCUCUCGAAGCUGCUGAGCAAGGAAUCGUGCUACUAAAAAAUUCAGGAAACGUGCUACCAUUUCCGAGAAAUGAUUUGAUGACUAUAGCCGUGAUAGGUCCAAGCGGAAACGCAACUGAGACGAUGCUGGGGAAUUAUGCUGGUGUUCCGUGUCAGUACAUCACACCUUUCCAAGGACUUCAGGAAUACACCAAGGGCGUCGUUUUUGAGCCUGGCUGUAAAGACAUUAUGUGCAACGACACUACGCUCUUCUUGGCCGCUGUGAGAGCCGCAGAAAACUCUGAUGCUGUCGUUAUCGUCGUUGGACUAGACAAGGACCAAGAAAGAGAAGGCCUUGAUAGAACGAGCUUGCUCCUCCCGGGAUAUCAACAGGAUUUGGUGCUAGAAGUUUCCAAGGUUGCAAAGGGACCUGUUAUUCUCGUGGUUAUGUCUGGCGGGCCUAUAGACGUAACCUUCGCAAAAGGGAAUUGCAAGAUAUCAAGCGUCUUAUGGGUGGGAUAUCCCGGUGAGGCGGGAGGCAAAGCGAUAGCACGAGUGAUAUUUGGAGAUCACAAUCCAGCUGGAAGGCUUCCUAUGACUUGGUAUCCUCAGGCUUUCGCAGAACAUGUUUCAAUACUCAACAUGCAUUUGCGUCCAAACACUUCAACAGGAUUUCCCGGCAGAACUUAUCGCUUCUACACCGGAGAAAACGUCUAUGAAUUUGGCCACGGCUUGAGCUACACCAACUUCACCUACACAAACUUUUCCGCGCCGAGUAACAUCACCGCUCGUAACACUGUGGCAAUUCGAACACCUCUUCGUGAAGACGGAGCCCGACACUUUCCUAUAGACUACACUGGGUGCGAGGCUCUGGCUUUUAAAGUGGUAGCCUACAUCAGCAACACAGGGACACGAGAUAGCGACCAUAUCUCGCUCCUGUACGCCAUCCCGCCAGCUGCGAGUAGCAGCCUAUCGCCUCCCAGGAAGCAGCUAAUUUCUUUCAAGAGGCAGCAUUUAAUAGCAGGACGGUGUGCGAAAGUGGAGUUUGAUGUCGAUACCUGCAAGGACCUCGGCCUGACGAACGAGGCGGGGACGAAAGUUCUUGUCCACGGUGAUUACAAGUUAAGCCUGGGAGAUAUUGAGCACGUAAUCAGCCUGACUCUCCUCAGCUAAGGUGGCAUUUAUGAUAAUGAUCCAGAGAGUGCUCUGUCACAGUUUCGGUGCCUUAAAUUUCUCAGGAACCCCGUGAGAUAAGGCUCUUUUUAUCACACUUCCAUAAACAUUCUUUCAGGUAGCGAA